AUGGUGUGGGUAUCGCUGACAGGCAGAACCUGGGCACAGAGUGUCCUGAGGUGCACACCAGUCCAGACCCAUGGACGGGAGCCCUUGACAUGCCCUGCCCGGGUGCAGCCUCACAGGCCCCUGUCCUCACUGCUCCCUCCAGCCUGCCCAUCCUCCCCGACCAGGUCAGCUGCCACCCCACCCUCGUGCUGCGGCACCCACCCUUGGCGGGGCUUGCGCUGUCUCUGUGUCUCACGCACUUUCUGGAUCUUGCUUUCUAGUGGCGAUGGUUUCAUCUCCAAUCCAAGAAAUUACUUCUCGCAGUGCCAGGCUCUGCUGAAUAAAAUUAAGUCUGUGAACUCUCAGACAGAAAUCGAUGGGCUGCGGAACAUCUGGAUUAUAAAGCCUGCAGCCAAGUCCCGGGGCCGGGACAUAGUGUGCAUGGAUCGCAUGGAGGACAUCCUGGCACUGGUGGCUGCCGACCGCCCAUCCUCCCGGGACAAUAGGUGGGUGGCGCAGAAGUACAUCGAGACGCCGCUGCUGAUCUACGACACCAAGUUUGACAUCAGGCAGUGGUUCCUGGUCACUGACUGGAACCCCCUGACCAUCUGGUUCUACAAGGAGAGCUAUCUGCGCUUCUCCACACAGUGCUUCUCCCUGGACAGCCUGGACAGGCUGUCUGUGCAGAAGUGGCCCGGGGACCCUGGCCCCACCCUGGGCCACUUCUCCAGGCCUCAGGCUGUCUACCCUCCGUCUGAACAACAGGGACAGCGAGGUGGGGAAGCCAGUACCCUGAUGCCCCAGUGGGUGGUCCUGGACGGUGGGCUCCUCCUCCCUUCACCUUCAAGGUGCCACAGUGCAGGUCCCUCCAGCCACCACUGGCCUCACAGACACCCUGCCUGCAGCGCCAUCCAGAAGCACCUCCCGAGUGAAAAGGGCCGCAGCCCACUGCUGCCCAGCCACAACAUGUGGAGCAGCACACGGUUCCAGGAGCACCCGCAGGCCCAGGGCCACGGGCCCACGUGGGGCAGGCUCAUCUAGCCACCCAUGAAGAGGGCCGUCACGCACGCCAUGAAGGUGGCCCAGUGCCAUGUGGAGCCUUGAAGAAACAGCUUUGACCUCUAUGGUGCUGACUUCGUCCCGAGCCGAGACUUCAGGCCCUGGCUCAUCGAGAUCAACUCCAGCCCCACCGUGUACCCGUCAACACCUGUCGCAGCCCAGCUGUGCGCCCAGGUGCAGGAAGACACCAUCAAGGUCACAGUGGACCGCAGGCUCGACCGCUCCUGUGACAUUGGCAACCUCAAGCUUCUGUGGUGGCAGCCCGCCGUGGAGCUGCCACCUCUCAGCGUGUCUGACCUCUGCGUGGAAGGCGUCGGCAUGAGGAGGGCCAAGAGGCAGAUGCCACCCGUUCCCACUGUCAGAGUCUCAGCAUCACUCCCAGAGGUUCAGAUGCUUAAAGUGCCUCACCCCUCAGCCAUGCUGGACCCGGUGGGCAGACCCCCUCGAACCCCUGUCCCUCAGGAUGGGACCCCGGGGGACAGAAAGGUGCCUGUGCCCCUGGGGCCUGCCGCAGGUGAGAGGGGAUAUGGAGUGAGGCACAGCCAUGCUGAACCCCACAAGAAACAGGCACACGCUGCCUGCAGCUGGCAGCCCAUGGACCCUAGGGGCCUGAGCAGCAUCCUAGCCAAGGCUCAGCCCACCCGACACACAGCUCUGGACUUGCCAAGUGUGCAGCCCCUGGUGCCCGUGCCUCAGAGACUGAGGAUGGUAGCCGGUGCUCUGCAUGGGCUGCCCCCGGCACCAGGAAGGCCCGGGACCAUCCUCCCCUUCAGCCCUGAACCCUUACUCGGUGCAGGGAGACACCCUUUUUCCAGCCCUAGGACAACUGGGGAGAAGCUGCCAGGGGCUGGGGCCCCGAGUGACCCCACUUUGUGCCUCGUGUGUAACGGCUCAUCUGCCCUGCAAGCGCUGCGGCUCCUUCUCCGUCGCCAUCCUUCAGGGCUCCUGCUUCGUGCGGCUCGGGACGCUCGGGGUGACGAGGACCGUGACUGGACCGCAGUGAGCCCGAGGCCCUCGGUGGCCGCUCGUGGAGGCGGACCAUGUACCCAGAGCUAUUUUAGAGAAAUUGCACGGUCUCCGCCGUGGUGUUCAUAGGACGUGCGUCCCGCUCCCCACCCUGGCUCUGUCCCUGCUCUGUCCAUGCUCUUGUCCUUGUCCCCGUUCCCUGUCGCUGUCCCUGUCCCUGUCCCAGACACCACAGCCCGGGACAAGCCCCUCCUCGCUGGCUGCCGCCCUGGCCCCAGCCCCAGCGGCCUUGCAGGACCCUGGCUCGUCUGUGUACUCACGUGUUGAGCAAAUCUGGCCGUGCUGAUCUUGACCCCCUCCAAGGGGGAGGAAGGGGCCACCCCCAAAGUGGACCCCUUGGUUCCAUGACUGCUAGACCCCUGGCCAUGGUGGUCAGUGAGCCAGGCAAGUGGGGUCCACCUGGAGAUGCGAGUGUGGGCAGAGCCCCAGGCCUCUCUGGCCUUGGGUGCCCAGUGGCUGGCACCAGCCCUGGACAGGGCAUCUGCGGAGUGACCAGGACUGCCUCUCUGGGCCCUGGAAGGUCUGUGGUGGCCAGAGUGUGUCCCUGGGAGUUCCCAUGUGGACACUGGUCCCAGAGGCAGGUGUGGAGAGUGGGCCUCUAGGGAACCUGUGAUGGGUAGCUCUAUCCCGCUCACUGGGCCCUCUCAGGGUGGCCCCUGCAUUGCAUGCUCCCCAGGGUGGCCGUGUCAUGCCUCUGCAGUCCUGACACAGCUCAGGUCACCUCAGACAUUGGUCCAUGCUCUGGCCUCUCAGCCUUCAGAACAACGAGCCAAAUAAAACUCUCUUCUUUGUAA
Heterocephalus glaber (naked mole-rat) is the source of this 2858-nucleotide messenger RNA. NCBI's taxonomy places the organism in Eukaryota, Metazoa, Chordata, Mammalia, Rodentia, Bathyergidae. The record is from RefSeq and is a predicted model, not a curated record.